This is a messenger RNA of Schistocerca americana (American grasshopper), 615 nucleotides long. RefSeq names its product serine/threonine-protein phosphatase 6 regulatory ankyrin repeat subunit B-like. The coding region runs from base 19 to 615 and encodes 198 amino acids. Gene Ontology annotation, molecular function: protein binding. The transcript has 3 exons. Lineage: Eukaryota; Metazoa; Arthropoda; Insecta; Orthoptera; Acrididae. The record is from RefSeq and is a predicted model, not a curated record.
ACUUUGCAGACAGAUAAAAUGGGUCAAGAGGAACAAAGUGACCAAGCUAUGCUGACUGCAGUGUAUCGAGGAGAUCUUAAUGCACUGAAAGAACUGAUAGCACAGGGUGGUGAGCCAAAUGCCAAGGACUGCAAUGGCCACCCAAUCUUAUUACAUGCAGCAAAAAACGUGGAAAUUCUCAGAUAUUUAUUGGAAGAUGUUCAUAUUCCAAUAGAAGCCUGUGAUAAAUAUGGCUACACACCUCUUUUGAGAGCAUCAUCAAAUGGAAAUCUAGAUGCUGUGCAGUAUCUGGUCUCAGCUGGUGCCAACCUCUUGGCCAGAACCGCACUGGGUGAGACAGCACUGCACCUUUCCGCUCGCACUGAGUCAUUGGAGACAUUCCAAUUCCUCCAUCAGUCAGGAACUCCAAUGGAUAUACUGGAUAUCCGAGGCAGAACUGUGCUUCAUCAUGCAGCUCAGUUUUCAUAUCCAAAAAUGGUGGAAUACAUCCUACGAGGGGGCUGGUGGCCUGUUGACUGCCAAGACAAGAAUGGACAGACACCACUGAUGUUGACGGCAGACUUCCCAAGAAGUGAGGUACACAAUUAUGAUACUGCAUAUAUAUCUCAAAUAUAA